Molecule: messenger RNA, 1710 nt
Organism: Paraphaeosphaeria sporulosa
Lineage: Eukaryota; Fungi; Ascomycota; Dothideomycetes; Pleosporales; Didymosphaeriaceae
Product: pantothenate transporter liz1
Exons: 5
Coding region: 171-1709 (512 amino acids)
Biological process (GO): transmembrane transport
Cellular component (GO): membrane
Molecular function (GO): transmembrane transporter activity
Source: RefSeq, a predicted model, not a curated record
CACUUAGCCUCGGAUGAAAGAUGCAUCUGAAUUAGAGACCAAACGAGCGAUAAGUAGCCUAGCAGCUGCGGUCAUAUCUGGGAAUCAUUUGGAGGGCCUACUUUGGGGGGGACCGGGUGGAGCUCCAAGGAUCUUCACCCUCGUCUAUGUACUAGCGAAGCCUAUACGCCAUGAUGGACACAAUCGCGUCAUCUGAGGUAGGAAAUCUUGAGAGGACAGUUGACAAAGCUGCAUCUUCUCCAAGCAUUUCUUCAUCGCCAGAAUCGUCUUCUCUUGAACGGCCUCGCACAUACAGUCGACCACGGCGAAUUGUUCGUUCCAUCCAGCGGCAUAUCUGGGACGAUCCAGACAAGAGCAAGGAAGAAAAAUGGUUCCUCUUCAAGCUUGAUCUGUUCCUCCUUAGCAGUGCUUGUCUGGGCUAUUUCAGCAAGAAUUUGGAUCAAGCCAACAUUAACAAUGCAUAUGUGUCUGGGAUGAAGGAGUCAUUGAAAAUGUAUGGCAGCGAACUGACCUACACGAGCAAUGUCUUCACAGCUGGUUAUGUCGUCGGUCAAAUGCCUGCAGUCAUGCUGGCUAGUCGCGUUCGACCCUCAAUUCUCAUCCCUACGCUUGAGAUCAUCUGGUCAAUUUUGACCUUCUGUUCUUCAUCUGUCACGAAUGUCUCGCAACUAUAUGCGAUCCGCUUUCUAGUGGGUUUGUGCGAGUCCGGAUACUUUCCCGUCAUGAUUUACCUGAUAGGAAGUUGGUACACCAAGGCCGAAAGAGGGAAACGAGUCGCGUUGUUCUACUGCACUGCCGCACUUGCCAGUAUGUUCAGCGGCUAUAUCCAGGCAGGUGCAUAUAGUGGCCUUGACGGUGUCAGGGGGCGACAGGGUUGGCAGUGGCUUUUCAUCGUAUGCGGCGUCAUAUCCCUCCCGAUCGCCUUUCUAGGAUACUUCUUCAUCCCAGAUUUUCCAGAAACCACACGAGCCUUCUAUAUUACCAAAGACGAAGCCGCGCGGCAGUGUGCACGUCUCGUCGAAGAAGGUCAAAAGCCACUUGGACACAAUCCGUGGAAUCGAAAGAAGCUGUUGCGCAUUGCCAAGCAGUGGCAGUUCUGGGUUCUGCCAAUGGGUUACUUCUUCGUGCAGACGAGUUUCCCAUCUGAACAACCAGCUUAUGCGCUAUGGCUGAAAUCUACUGGCCACACGGUAUACCAGAGAAAUGUUUGGCCUACGGGCCAAGUCGCAAUUGGUGUUGUUGUCCAGCUUCUCGCGGGAAUGCUUUCGGACUCGCCAUUGCUCAAGGGUCGCCGGUGGCCAGCCAUUGUCGUCAUGCAAGCCGGCACCUUGUUUGGAGCCAUUAUUAUCGCUGUUUGGAACGUUCCUGAUACACUCAAGUAUGUCGCAUACUACUUCACGUAUUUUGCCGCCGGCGUUCCGGGGCCGUACUUCGCUUGGUACUCAGAUCUGAUACCGCACGAUCACGAGAUGCGUGGGUUUGUCAUUGCUAUAUCCAACAUGUUCAGUUAUAUCAUGAGGAUAUGGUGGACUAAUGCUGUAUGGCGGACGAUUGAUGCACCAAGGUACAAAGCUGGGUUUAUUGGAGCGUCUGCAAUGGGUGUGGCGAUGAUCCUUUUGACCGUCCUGUUGCGAGUACUACAGAGUAGAGACGACAAGAGAAGGACUGAUGACGGUGCUCCGGUCGAAGAGACCGAAACAAAGGUAUAGG